CUCAGCUGCGUGCCUCUGGAUACCUUCACAGUUCAGGAUUCCCCUGCAAUGGAUUGGUGGAAGAACAAUUUCUGGAUCAUCUUAGCUGUGGCCAUCAUCGUUGUCUCCGUGGGCCUGGGCCUUAUCCUGUUCUGCGUUUGUCGGUGGCAUCUUAGACAAGGCAAGAAAUGGAAAAUUGCCAAGCCCUUGAAACAAAACAAAACAAAUGAAGAAAAGAUGUAUGAGAAUGUUCACAAUCAUUCGCCAGUUCAUUUACCCCCUCUGCCACCCCGGGGUUUGCCUCCUUCACAAGACUCCUCCCCACAGGAAACCCCAAGUCAGCCGCCAGAUACCUACUCAUUGGUAAACAAAGUUAAACGUAAGAAGAAUGUUUCUAUCCCAAGCUACAUUGAACCUGAAGAUGACUAUGACGAUGUUGAGAUGCCUUCAAAUACUAAAAACCAUCAUUUUGAAACAACUAUUUCUUCUUUUUGGCAAGCUGAAGAGGGUUCACACAGCUUAUUUUAAAACAAUCAGAAUGGUUGAACUUCACUAGGUCUUCAGGUCCUGAAAACCAGUGGUAAUUUAUGAAACUCUAAGAUAAAGCACUUCCUGAAUGAACAUUAUGUGAAGACACCUCAGAGAUCAGGCCCUGGAGACAAAGAGGGGUCAGCUCUGUGCAUCUGUUGAGGAAGUGUUCAUGGGGAGGACCACUGGGCUCCACGACUCCCAUCUGCAAGAAAUUACUCAUAUUUGGGAAUGCUUUCCCCUUUCCUUCCCUUGGUUUGCAUGGUUCUAAGUGAUCUUAAAUCUUGGUGUUUGAUUACACAGAACCUCCCAGGCUUCCAUCCCCAGCCAAGCCCUUGCCAAGCACACUGGUCUUCCCCACUCCCAGCCACCUACCUCCUGCACCAAGAGGCUCUGGGUGGCAGUUACAGCUGAGUGCUCUUGUGCGCAAGACCCCACGCCACAUCUUGUGAGUUUGUCAGGACAGGAAAUACUUUUUGUUCUUGUGAGUCCUCUCCACCUACACACACACCAACCCACCCCAGUACCUUUAUAUGAUAUAGGCCUUACUGACCACAGAGAUUCAAGCUCUGGCCUAGGUUUUUCCCCAUGCUUACAGGUUGCACUGUAAUA
Otolemur garnettii (small-eared galago) is the source of this 1119-nucleotide messenger RNA. It is a transcript of the gene SCIMP, whose product is annotated as SLP adaptor and CSK interacting membrane protein. Lineage: Eukaryota; Metazoa; Chordata; Mammalia; Primates; Galagidae. Bases 49 to 507 code for a protein of 152 amino acids. Gene Ontology annotation, cellular component: immunological synapse; membrane; tetraspanin-enriched microdomain. The transcript has 5 exons. The record is from RefSeq and is a predicted model, not a curated record.